GCUGGCGUCGCGUAUGCAUGCUGCUGCACCCUCCCACCCCAACCCCGCAACCCGUCCGUCGCAGUCGCCGUUACCAGCGAGACCCUCGUACGCCGAGUUCUGGACCGUAUAAAGCAGCGGGUCCCGGCACAGAGAGACCCACAGCCAGACCUCUCUCCCGCCGGUUCACUCUUCCACCCCCUCGCCGCCACCAUGACCCAAGAACGGGAGCCGCUCCUGAAGCAGAACGGGGCCGCCGGCAAUGCCGCCGCCGGGGCGAAGGGCUCGCCGGCCGUGCUGCCGUCCCUGGCCAGGUCCGUGCUCAAGUUCCUCAUGUGGGCGGUGUUCCUCACCUGGGCCGCGGGAAUCUUCUUCUACCCCACCGCGCCCGUGCAGACGGCGUUCCGCAAGUGGGCGGACAUCACCAGCACGGAGGGCCUGAUCGCCGGCCUCACCGGGACCGUUUUUCUUUUCUUCAGCGGGCCCAUUCUGCUAAUUGCAGCUCUGGCAUAUGUCUACAUCUUCGCCUUCCCGGGUGAUCACGUCCAAAAGAAGAAGCUGAGGUCACUGAGUUUCCGUCUCUGGACUUUUCCGGUUCUUGUUGAUGGUCCCCUCGGUGUUGUCUCCGCUGUUGAGUUUAUCGGGAUCGUCUUGUUCGUCGUCUAUAUUGUCUUCUCGAUGACCUAUUAUGUUGUAGACAGUGUGAGCUUCAUCUCCAAAGCGCACUUGCCCCCAACUACUCGCAGUGAGUUGUUAUUGGCUCUCAUAGGCCUCCGUUUCGGAUCAGUUGGCUUGUUUUGCAUGAUCUUCCUGUUCCUGCCUGUCUCAAGGGGUUCAGUUCUUCUCCGGCUUAUCGACAUUCCAUUUGAGCAUGCUACUAGAUACCAUGUCUGGUUGGGGCAUCUCACAAUGGCUCUUUUUACACUGCAUGGCUUGUGCUAUGUGAUCUCGUAUUCCCUCCUGGGGCGCCUAAUAGAAGAACUGACCCAAUGGAAAGAAGUCGGAAUAGCAAACUUAGCCGGCGUGAUCAGCUUGAUGGCUGGUCUACUGAUGUGGGUGACAUCGCUUCACCCGGUACGGAAGAGGUUCUUCGAGCUCUUCUUCUACACCCACCAGCUCUACGUGGUCUUCGUGGUGUUCUUGGUACUCCACGUCGGCGACUUCGUCUUCAGCAUCUCGGCCGGCGCCGUCUUCCUCUUCAUGCUCGACCGCUACCUGAGGUUCUGGCAAUCCAGGGCCAAGGUCGACAUCGUUUCUGCGGCCUGCCGACCAUGCGGAACGGUGGAGCUAGUCUUCUCAAAGCCACCAAGUCUUCGGUACAAUGCUCUCAGUUUCAUCUUUGUUCAAGUGCGUGAGCUGUCGUUCUUGCAGUGGCACCCGUUCAGUGUGUCCUCCAGCCCCAUGGAUGGGAGGUACCACAUGUCCAUCCUCAUAAAAGUUCUUGGCACAUGGACUGACACGCUGAAGCGCAUCAUCACCGAUGUCCAAGAGCAGAAGAGCAGGAGCGACUCUGAAUCUGAUCAGUCGCAAACUGGUCGUAUUACCGCCUCGAUCGAAGGGCCGUAUGGGCACGAAUCACCCUACCACCUGAUGUAUGAGAAUCUCAUCCUGGUGGCAGGAGGCAUUGGCAUUUCGCCAUUCUUGGCGAUUUUAAGCGACAUAAUCCACAGGGUCGAGCAAGGUAUGCCGUGCGCACCCAGGAAUGUACUGGUUCUAUGGUCAGUUAAGAAGACCUCGGAGCUAUCUCUCCUGUUGGCCGUCGAUGCUCAGUCCAUCAGCUCAUCCGUCUGUGACAAGUUGCAUCUGGACAUCCAAGCCUUUGUGACGCAGGAAACCGAUCCUCCAUUGGAAGAUGGCAUUGUUGGGGAUGACCAGAAGGCCCCUGGCAUAUUCGUCAAGAACGGGGCGGCCAUGUCCGGGCUGGUGGGCACCGGGGACAACUUCUGGGCGGCCAUGUACUUCGCGGUGUCCACCCUGGGCUCCGUCCUGGCGUUCGUGCUGGUGCAGCUGUACUACGUGAAGCGCUUCAACGUGUACGCCUGGUGGCACCUGGGCCUCCUGCUCCUGCUGUGCAUGGCAGCCGGCAUCGUGCUCCCCGGCGGCCUCGUCGUCCUCCUCUGGCACCUCUCGGAGAAGCGGAGGAUGCAGGACGACAGGUGGGACGUCGACGCCCGUGCCACGGCGGACGCCGAACAGACAACGAACGCUGCUGGUGGAGCCGACGCCUCCGCGGCCAGCCUCGCCGCCCUGCGGACGACGCGGUACGGGUGCCGGCCAAAGUUCCAUGCGGAAUUCGCGGCGUUCGCGGAGCGGGGCGGGGGCGCGGCGGUCGAUAUCGGCGUGCUGGUGUGCGGGCCGUCGGGGCUGCAGGCCAGCGUGGCCAGGGAGUGCAGGUCGCAGAACCUUCGCCGCGGCGGCGCCGUCUUCCAUUUCAACAGCCACAGCUUCGACCUCUAGGCGAUUUAGCCGAGCCUAUACCUAUAGCUACUGAUGACGAGUGCGUACUGAUAGUGCGCACCAGUUCUCUGCACAAAUGUAAUUAUGCUACUGAGUAAAUACUCCCUCUGUUAAAGAAACAUAAGAGCGUUUAGAUCACUACUUUAGUGAUCUAAAUGCUCUUACGUUUCUCUAGAGAUGGAGUAGCUGGUAAAUAGUGUCCGUACAGCCCAUAGUUUCUACAGAUGAGAGGAGUACUCUCAAUCUCAGGCAUGUCGCCGGUGAAGUCGCGCCCCGUCGCGGGCUCUGGUGGCUCCCUGUGUGUAUAUAUAUGCCAUGAAUGAUCGUACAUGUAAGCAGAAAGGCGAAGGUAAACUAUUGAUCUUGGCCUCUUGC
Molecule: messenger RNA, 2811 nt
Organism: Triticum aestivum (bread wheat)
Lineage: Eukaryota; Viridiplantae; Streptophyta; Magnoliopsida; Poales; Poaceae
Product: ferric reduction oxidase 7, chloroplastic
Exons: 9
Coding region: 193-2436 (747 amino acids)
Cellular component (GO): plasma membrane
Molecular function (GO): ferric-chelate reductase activity
Source: RefSeq, a predicted model, not a curated record